UUAACCCCUCCCUUCCCAUCCCAGGCCUGGAAGCAACAAUGGCUUGUGUAUAGUUCUGAAACAAUCUUUUAUUAACUCUGUUUAAUUACAAAAGUUGUGUGUACACAUGAAACAGUCAAUGUCGAAGGCUACCUAACACUAAUACUAAAAAAUCCCUUUUAAUUUCUGGGUGUCAACCAGAGGUACUCAAAGUUCCUGACUCCACACAAGCGCUUCCUGAAAUCAUCUUUCCACUAAAUGCUGCGUUUACCUGAUCUUACCUGAGCUCUUGGCAAUCAGAACAAUGACAUACUGCAGUUGUCAGAGCGCCUCAAAACCGUUGAGUCAUUUUAAACGUGCACUAACUCAUAUCCGGGUCAUAGCACCAUUAAGAACCCCCGGAGUUAACCACCUGGGAGCUUUUUACUCCUAAGUCAGUAGCCUUCCUCAGACAGUCCAAGAGGUCUGUGCACCCCAAGACAAGAAAAGUCAGAACCAGGCAGGGAGGUCUGAGGAGCAAGCUUACGGGAAGUGGGUGACCUUUGUGCCAGGGUGACCUCUGGACUUUUUGCCAGUGGUUCCUAUUCCUCUGAUUGCCGGGCACAGAGGCUGCUGAUGCAAUAGCUUUGUCAUAGGUGAGAGAGACCGGGGCUGCGGCCUUAGAGAUGAAGUUCCCAGUCUUCCCCCGGACUCACAAGUGUGGAUGGCGAGUCACCCUGGUAGCCAAGGAAGAGCUCGCGUGCUCUCUCUCCUGGGAUGGGCUGGUUUCGCGGAACUUGAAGAGGCUUCCUGUAAGCUGGCUGAACACCAUUCGAGAAUUAGUUAGGGACAUUCCUGAGGGACAGAGCCAUCAUUGUGAUGAAAGCCUAAGAUGUUUGGGAACUGUCCUUAACUGGAUUGCUAUGGGGAGCAGAGGGAGGGUCCAAAACCAAACAAGAAGGUCACAUGCUGGACACCAGUGCAGUCCAGUGAUUUCAACAGAAGCAACUUGCAAACUUCAAUAUAAAGAGCCAAGAUCUCUCGUCUGCUCCAUCCACCCCGGACGCCUGGCAUUUGAAGAGAGCCAUCGCUUGAGAGUCUACGGAUGAUUUUUCCGCUGUGACACAGGAGAGUCUCUCUGCUGCAUUGGCACUACUGCUUUCUGAUUUAUUUUCUCUCUUUGAGCCGGGUCUUGCCCCAUUCCGCUGCCAUGAUGGCCCAGUCCAAGGCCAACGGCUCACACUAUGCACUGACGGCCAUCGGCCUGGGGAUGCUGGUCCUUGGGGUCAUCAUGGCCAUGUGGAACCUGGUUCCUGGUUUCAGCCCCGCGGAUAAGCCGACGUCUCAGGGCAACAAGACAGAGGGAGGUGGCGGCAUCCUCAAGAGCAAGACGUUUUCGGUGGCGUACGUGCUGGUCGGGGCUGGCGUGCUGUUGCUGCUGCUCUCCAUCUGCCUGAGCAUCCGGGACAAGAGGAAGCUUCGGCAGAGUGAGGAGCUGGCUCAGAUUCAGCAGCAGGCGGGAACCAUGCCCCCCUCCCAAGAGGAAGACAGCCAGGAGGAAGAGGAGGAGGCCUCCUCACGGUACUACGUACCGAGCUACGAGGAAGUGAUGAACACGGGCUACCCGGAAACCAGGGGGCAGGAGCAGAACCCAAGACUGAGCAUCUCUCUCCCCUCCUAUGAGUCGUUAACCGGGCUGGACGAGGCAACCCCUACCAGCACCAGGGCGGAGACAGAGACCAGCCCAGGGCAUGCUCCGGACAGGCAAAACUCCAAGCUGGCCAAACGCCUGAAGCCACUCAAAGUUCGAAGGAUUAAAUCGGAAAAGCUUCACCUCAAAGACUUCAGGAUCACCCUCCCGGACAAGAACAUUCCCCCUCCUUCUAUCGAGCCUUUGACUCCUCCGCCACUGUACGAUGAGGUCCAGGCAAAGGCGCCCGAUGCCCGGCCACCCGACUGAAGGACUUUGACUACACUCCCUCCUGUCUCACCCUCCACACCAACAGAUUUCGCCAAAGCCACUUCAGCCCCAAUCAAGGGGUCAAGGCACACUUAGCCACUGUGAUGGGGAUUGUGGGUAGAGGGAGUUACUAAGAACGGUUCACAGAGCCCCGCCGAGUAGGGCCAUCAGAAGGAUGCUGGGGGUUUGCGAUGCUCUGAACCAUAGCAAGGGGUGUGGCCUCGGCAAGGGGUGUGGCCUUGGCAUCCCCGGCAUCUUCCUCUCCCACUCGGGAUCAUUGCCCACACACCCCUCUCCUAAGCUGGGACAGGAUCCCUAGUGACUCGUUUAGACGGAGGUCGUCUCCUUUCCGCUCCGACCACAGUUGCUGUGUUUCAAAAAGAAACCGAGUUUUAUGCUUCCUUUCUUCACUGGACCCUUGAACCAGUGGAGAACAUGGUUCCGCUUUGACCAAAAGGACCUGUCUUGUGAAUAAAAUGACGGCCGUGUGGGGGUGAGCUGUGGGGGAAGUCCCUAGGGGGCCCUGGUGCUGCUGGUUCUUUGAAGGUCUAAGGCCUGAUGACCUUCAGCAUGGGACACAGAAGAUGAUUGUCUGGUUCGGUACACUGGUUUCCUGUGGGUAACGAAAGGCAAGAGAGGAAGUCGCUUCUCCAUGUCUUCUCCAACGCCAUGCGGUUGGGCAUUUUAUAAUAAAGGGUUUUAUAUGUAGCA
Molecule: messenger RNA, 2629 nt
Organism: Mus pahari (shrew mouse)
Lineage: Eukaryota; Metazoa; Chordata; Mammalia; Rodentia; Muridae
Gene: Tmem51
Product: transmembrane protein 51
Exons: 4
Coding region: 1169-1918 (249 amino acids)
Source: RefSeq, a predicted model, not a curated record